Molecule: messenger RNA, 7158 nt
Organism: Anarrhichthys ocellatus (wolf-eel)
Lineage: Eukaryota; Metazoa; Chordata; Actinopteri; Perciformes; Anarhichadidae
Gene: rad54l2
Product: RAD54 like 2
Exons: 22
Coding region: 191-4690 (1499 amino acids)
Cellular component (GO): nucleus
Molecular function (GO): ATP binding; ATP hydrolysis activity
Source: RefSeq, a predicted model, not a curated record
AUGGUUACACUGGGGGAAAAUGGAAAUUAGCAACGCUUAUCAGUUCAAUUUACACAGUUAACGUACUGGGCGAAUUAAUUGGUCGGUUGUUGUAUGCAAAGCGAGGUUUAUUGAAGAGUACAGCAAAGCUGCAUGCAAGGGCUCCUGAUGAAGGUGUGUAGGUAAUACUUUGAGAGCCUUGUAAGACGCCAUGUCUGAAGAGGCCAUUUCAGAAAGUGACCUGGAGCCCAGCCUUAACAGUGAAGAAGAGGAUUUGGAAAAUGAGGAGGAGGAGGAGGAGGAUGAUGACAAUGACGACAUGGAGGAAGAUGAGGAUGAAAAUGACGGAGACGAUGAAGAGGAUAGUGUUGAACGACCUGCGAGUGCAGAGAGCAGGACAGAAGCUGCUCAGGAUGGCAGGGACUCCACUUCAACUACCUCCGGAGAGCCAUCCCCAGAGUCUCCGUCUCAGCCUGCGUCCCGCCCGUCCUCCAGACCCCCCUCUCGUUCUCAACCUCCAACCAGCCCAGAAAACUCAAGCCAGAGCAAGCCCCCUCCCAGCAAGACAAAGAAACACAAAGCCUCUAAAUCAACCAAAUCUUCUAAGUCUUCAAAAGGCUCCAAGCCAUCUAAGCCUAUACACAUGAGGAAGAAUAUCAGGAAGCUGCUGAAAGAGGAUCAGCUGGAGGCUGGAACCAAGGCUGCUCAACAGGAGGAGAUGGACAGGAGGAAGCGUCUGGAGCAGCAGAGGAAGGACUUCCCGACAGCAGCCUCAACUGUCCCAGACUCUCAGCUAGUCGACGCUGCUUCAAUUUUAGGAGAAGUGUCUCAAUUGGUCCCGGCGCUCCUGAUCAAGCAGGAUGUGAUCUGUCUGGACAGCAGUGGCGAUGAAGAUGAAAUAGUGGACCCCAAGCUGCCUGAACUUGCUAUUAGAGAUGAUAUAAUUGAGCUUAGUUCUGGGGACGAGGACGCCCUGCAGAUAAGCAGCGAGUCGGCCGAUGAGGAUGCAGAUAGCACCGCCGCCUCAGAGGAGAGCAGCGGGGCACAUAUCAACGAUGCAAUGAAUCUGCCCGAUGCCCAGGGUCGAGUGCUGGUUAAUAUCAGUCACCCUGCAGAGGAGAAAGACCUUUACCUUGCUCCACAGCUGGCCAAGGCUGUCAAACCUCACCAGAUCGGGGGAAUCCGGUUUCUCUAUGAUAACCUCAUUGAGUCACUGGAGCGGUACAAGACCAGCAGUGGCUUUGGCUGCAUCCUUGCUCACAGCAUGGGGUUGGGCAAGACACUGCAGGUCAUUUCCUUCACUGACAUCCUACUGAUGAAUACUGAGGCUCACACUGUGCUGGUCAUUGUUCCUGUGAACACACUCCAGAACUGGCUGACAGAGUUCAACCUCUGGCUCCCACCACAAGAAGCCCUUUCCCCCGACACUGACCCUGCAUUCGUCACAGGCCGCACAUUCAAAGUUCACAUUCUCAACGAUGAGCACAAAACGACGUUGGCCAGGGCCAAAGUCGUGGAGGAGUGGUCCAGAGAUGGAGGGGUGUUGCUGAUGGGUUAUGAGAUGUACCGCUUGCUGUCCAUGAAAAAGAGCUUCGUCACGGGCAAGAAGAGGAAAUCAAAGAAGCCAGCAGGACCAAUCAUCAUUGAUCUGGAUGAAGAAGACAGACAGCAGGAACUCAUGAAAGUUAUUGAAAGGGCCAUAGCGCGGCCGGGCCCAGAUGUGGUGAUAUGUGACGAAGGUCAUCGCAUUAAGAACUACCACGCCAGCACAUCACAGGCUCUGAAGAACAUCCGCUCCCGGCGCAGAGUCGUCCUGACCGGUUACCCGUUGCAGAACAACCUCAUUGAAUACUGGUGCAUGGUGGACUUUGUUAGGCCUGACUUUUUAGGCACACGUCAGGAAUUCAGCAACAUGUUUGAGCGGCCCAUUCUGAACGGGCAGUGUGUGGACAGCACUCCUCAAGACGGCCGCUUGAUGCGCUACCGCAGCCACGUGCUGCACAGCCUGCUGGAGGGUUUUGUCCAGAGACGAGGUCAUGAUGUGCUGAGAGACUCGCUUCCCUCCAAGGAGGAGCAUGUGAUCUUGGUGCGGCUCUCUCCCAUUCAGAGGGCGCUGUAUACCGAGUUCAUGAAACGCUUUCGAGAAGCUGGGAACAAUGGCUGGCUCGGUCUAAACCCACUCAAAGCCUUCUGUGUAUGCUGCAAGAUCUGGAAUCACCCAGACGUCCUCUAUGAAGCCCUGCAGAAGGAGAAUCAUGCCAACGAGCAGGACCUGGACCUUGAUGACAUCCGCUGUCCUGCAGGCCUAAAAGCCAAAGUGGCCGACUCGAGCAACAGCAAAGUCAACAACGCCCUGCCGCUAAUCAACGUCUCCCAGGAAAGAGCCAAUCAAGUCAUCACAUAUGAAUGGGCAAAGGGCAUAAUGUCAAACUACCACACCGGAGUUCUGGAGAACUCUGCCAAGAUGAUUCUGCUCUUCCACUUGAUUGAUGAGUGUGUAGCAAGAAGAGACAAGAUGUUGAUCUUUAGUCAAAGUUUGUCCACCCUGACGGUGAUUGAGGACUUCUUAGCAAAGAGACCCAUGCCGACAGGCAUCGCCUCCUCUGACGCCCAGAGCCAAAACUGGGUUCGCAAUCUCAAUUACUACAGACUGGAUGGGAGUACAUCUGCUUCAGAAAGAGAGCGACUGAUCAAUCAGUUUAAUGACCCAGAAAACACCAAAACAUGGGUCUUCCUACUUUCUACAAGAGCGGGCUGCUUGGGGGUAAAUCUGAUUGGGGCUAACCGUGUGGUUGUGUUUGAUGCCUCCUGGAACCCGUGUCAUGAUGCUCAGGCGGUGUGCAGGGUGUAUCGCUAUGGUCAGAAGAAACCCUGCUACAUUUACCGCCUCGUCUGUGAUUUCACCUUGGAGAAAAAGAUUUAUGACCGACAAGUCUCCAAACAGGGCAUGUCUGACCGUGUGGUUGAUGACCUGAACCCAGUGCUGAACUUCACUCGUAAGGAAGUGGACUCGCUGCUGCAUUUUGUAGAAGAGGAACCUGGAAGGAUUUCUCUGGAAGCCCAGGAGGAAUUUGAAAUCGUGAUGCAUCAAGCGUGUCAGCUUUACCCACACCUCAUCACCAAGCAACCUUUUCAUCACGAGUCUCUGCUGGUGGAUCGGAAGGAAUCGAAACUGACCAAAGCCGAGAAGAGAGCCGCCAAGAAGAGCUACGAGGAGGAGAAACGAGCCUCUGUGCCCUACUCGCGCCCCUCGUACGCCCCUUAUUACCCAACCAGUGAUCAGACGCUCACAAACAUACCAGCAUUCAACCAACGCGGCUGGCGUCCCAUGGCACGGCCAGAUGACAAGCCUGUGGCAAGUGUCAGGCCCAUCCAGUCAACCCCAAUCCCCAUGAUGCCUCGCCAGGUCAGCAUGGGCAUUGCUGGCUCCAGCGCUGCCGGCAGCCUGCCCGUCAACUUCCUGCAGAAAGCCGGAGUUUAUGUGCAGAGAAUUGUCACCUCAACUGAUAUUGUAAUCCCAGGAGCCAACAGCACAACAGAUAUUCAAGCUCGAAUUAGUGCAGGAGAGAGCAUCCAUGUCAUCAGAGGAUCGAAAGGUACCUACAUUAGGACAAACGAUGGAAGGAUUUUUGCUAUUCGAUCUGGAAAGUUCAGUCGGCCAGCACUCGGGGGCUCGGCUGCUUCAAGGGACACCCAGGGUUCCCUGAUCCAUCCACUCAGUAAUGGCUGUUCCUCGCCUGUGGAUCAACAGCAGGGCUCCCCCAACGGGGAGCAGCGGCCCUCCUCUCCCUUAAGCUCUGAGAUUCUCAGAGAGCUCAGCCGCUACGCUUCAUCCACGGGUGACGCCACCGCUGCCGGCAUGGGGAAUGAAUUGCCAUCGCCGUCAGAAAUGUUGGCUAUAACAGCGGGGAGUGAAGGCAGUUCGCAAAACAAUCAGGCCGGUGAUCUCAACAGGCAGCUCAGCGACGACCUCUUGAGCUCGGUUUUAGAGAUGCGUGGCAGCAAGCGCAGGAGUACUGAAAGCCAGGGCAACACACAAAUGGGAGGCAAACGCACUUCUGCUGCAACUCGAUUCCCUGGACUGUCCAUGGGCUCCAGUGGGCUCGGCUAUCCCCCGGUGGGUCUGAACUCCUCCUCCCUACUGGGGAACCUAGGUCCCAUGAGUCAUCCACUUCUGAUGGGUGGUAGCGGUGGAUCGUCAUUCCUUCAGACGCCGGGACAAACCCUGGCUGACCUACAGACCAUGUUCCCCUCUGCAGGCUCGGACCUACUGAGACAGUCUGCCACAGGAAACGGACACCUUCCCAGCCCCUCCUCGUCCUCUCUGCCGACCGUUUUCUCCUCCGCUUCCACCACCAUCCCCAUGUCAUCUACAGCCUCGGCAGCCACUUCUUCCUCCCUGGCGUCCGGUUCUCUGCCUCCGUACUUAAUGAAUCCCAACAUGGCCGGACUGCUGUCAUCCGGCUUCCCUCUCAACUACAGUCAGUCGCUGCUCUCUGAGCCGAGGAUGUAUCCUACCUCUCUCCUCUCCGGGUCAGGGGGAUUCCCCACGUCUAACUCCAGCUCUGCUGCAUCCAGUUUCCUCUCCCACUUCAACAAUCCCACUUCCAGCCUGUUGGGGGCCGCGCUGACUCAGCAGGACAUGCAUCAGAGUGCAGAGAACGGCGGCAGUAGUUCUGAUGACGACGUCAUAGAGGUGAUGGGACAGUAGAGUGGCAGUUUUAUCAAUCAUGGCAAACAUAAGUUAGGAAUGGGAAUGAUUACACGUUUACUAAAUGAACUAAAUAGAUUCUGUUACAGCAUCUACCCUAACCUAUAAACGGAUCAUUGACGGUCAGAUGCAUUGUGAUGUUCUGAAUAUGUGAGCACAUCAGAACGCAAGUAGGGACAAGAGGAAAAUAAUCAGAUAAAUAGAACUUUUCAGGAACUAAACUAUCCCCUUUAAUCACGAUGAAGUUAGAAAAUAACUAUUCAGUGAAAUGUGUUUCGGCCUUGCUGUUCAUCAAAUUAGCUGCAUUCCCAUUCCGAAUGGUCUCAUUAAACUACACACACACACACACACACGGAUAGACUCUCACCUGCAACUGAGAGAAUCAACUUGUACCUUAAUGACUUUACAAAGUCAGAGUAACAAAUCCUUAUGCUGAAUAUCCCAGAGUUGUUCAGCUGGAGCGUCGGAACAGACCACUGUUGUCGGGGACCAGCUGACUCUUUCUAAGCACAGCCUCCACUGCGAGGCCUCUCAGUGCUGUUCCUUUUAUUUCCCCCGAAUUCAAACGGAAUAAUGUGAUGACUGCUUCUUGUUGGAUUGUCUUAUCCACAUUGCUGUGAAACGGUCUAGUGCAAACCAAAAUUUGACCAACUGUUUCACCUGUCAGCAGUGCUCACCUGCUGAGCACUGAUCAACUCUUCCUUUUCUACUAAACGAUACCGGAAGGCAACACAAUAAACAACUCACGGUGGCUCCAGAGCGUGGUGUUAAUAUUCGUCAAAAUCCACUUCAUUAUAUAUUUAGAGAAAAUCCUUGGAGGCUUACCUUCAGCAACAGAGAUCUUAGGCUUUCAGAGCAUAUUUUAGUCUUUAGCAAUUUGAUAGACAUUGUAGCAUCCCCUGUAUGUGUGAUACUGUAACUGAACAUGUUGAUACUUUGUAAAUAACAUCAUUAUCGUUGUUUAUAUUGCAAGUCAAUACUGUGCAAUGUGUAGAUUUUGGUUGGAGGGAGAUGGUUUUGUUAUUACAGCGACUAUCGUGGUGAUAAACACGCUCUCGCAUUGAUGCUAGUGAAACAAAUUUAUGUUCAACUUUAUAAUUUACCUCUUUUUUUCCCCCUUAAAACUAAAGUGAAUGUACUUUCAUGUUAGCCUUUCAUAACACGAGGAUUCGGACUGUGUUCUUUCAUUUUUAGCCUUAAAUAACACAAAGGGGUCUUGAGUCUGGAGCAUUCAUCUUGGUACAUCCUUUUUACAAAUCUGUUGGAAGAACUACGGAGCAUUUAGACAGUCGGUGUGAAACUCCAAACACGUGUUGGGCAGAUUCAGCGUUGUGUGGAAGGCAACAGGAGAAGAAAGCAAGUUUUCAUGUUGGUCAGUUGCCGCUUUUCUUUGCAGUUUUUUUUACUCAAGUGUCCCCACCAUCAGACAGCCCUACAUGAAGAUUUGAUGAUCCUAAUUUUCUUAUGAGAACAAAUGUUACCUAAACUGUAGGAAACAUUGCAUUCAUGCAGCCUGAGUGUCUAAAACCUUCAGUCAAUGUAGCCACCAACCAUCAAAACAGACAGCGAACAUUUCCCUACAAACACCUGUGACUGUUGCAGAACCAGGUCCGGUGGUGCGGUGGCCUUUACCGAAAUUACAGUGCCAUCGCGUGGUAGCGUCUGUAAAAGCAGUGCAGUGUACGUAGCUUCUGUCAGUAGUGUCGGUCUGCGGUGCUUUAGGGAGUUUAGGUCUUUGCUGUACUCUGUAGCCUUGUGUCUCUGUGUUGUGAUGACACCUCAAGGUAUGUCGAUUUAGGAAAGCCCUUCUCCUUUGUCUGUAAAAUAGGUUAGACGCAGUGGUUGUUAACUUUUUAGAAAAUACUGGAUAACCUGAGACAACUGAUCAUUCCCUAUGAAGUUCGAUUUUGCUCCCACUGUUCACUUUUUGUUACUACUGGCUCUUUCCCUGUUCUGAACGCUUCAUUUCUAUCAAGGAAGAUGGAGGUUUUUUUCAGCAUGUUUGGGGAACUUGUGAUGGUUUGUUUCAGGUUUAAAGGUGGAGCUGGUACUUAAUGGAUCAUAUCUGCUUGUGAACUGUACGAGGUACAUCAUAUUGACGCCAUGUCUUUUUGAUCUGUUGGAUACCUUUUGCAUUUGAAUCUUGGGAAUCGUCAAUUUAUAAAAACCUGUCUGCCAUUUGUCAAUUACGUGCAUUUUUAUUUCAUGGAAAUAUUUCAGUUUUUUCAAAUGUUUUUUAUAUAACUUCUUAUUGCCAGUUGUCUCCCUUAUUUCAAUGUAAGCGUCCGAAAUUUAUUUAUAAUGGAAAAUACAUUCUUUGUUGUAAUUACAUUUUUUUUUAACGUUUUGUUCACUUUGACCCAUUGACGGCUGAUUCAGUAAGAAUUUCGUACAUGCAGCCUAGAUCGAAGCAGAAUAUGACUGUGUUAUCAAUGUUAUUUUAACAAUAAAACAAUCUUCUAUUGCAU